AUGGAACACCAGAACGCCGUUGUAGAUGCACUACCGUAUUUCGAUAAGGGCUAUGACGAAAGUGGAAUGAAGGAAGCCAAUGCUCUACUCACAGAAGAAAUGCGUCGCUACCGUCCAACAAAAAAUUAUCUUGAGAAUUUUCCUUCACUCAACGGCCCAUUUUCGACGAAAUUUGAAACUGAGGUGAUGCGAACGGAGUAUCACCGUUUGGCUAACAGACUGCCCAUGGAAAUGCUGAGCAUGAAGAGAUAUGAAUUACCACCACCUCCCACCAGCAAAUUAGGUGAUCUUCGGGCUUGGCAGGAAGCGAUUGAAAAUGCUCAUGCUCAAUUAGAACAUCAGCUUGUUCGUUUGAACAAUCUCGAACUGAUGACAGAAUUCGGUUCUACCGCUUGGAAGACCUAUAAUGAAGAAUUAGAGAAGAUUUUGAAGAAACACGAAAAGGAGCUCCUUGAAGUUAGACGCAAAGUUCAAGAGAUUAAUUGGCAGCGAAAGCAGGAGCAGACGAAGGCAGGCGAAGCACUGACUCGUCUUGAGGAAGAAUGGGUCAGUUUGGUUGGCAAAAACUACGAGAUCGAACAGGCGAUUCUGGACCUUGAACAGGAGCUGCAUGCCGCUGGCGUUACCACGAAUUCUAAAGAAGAAAAGUAA
Messenger RNA from Rodentolepis nana, 651 nucleotides. NCBI's taxonomy places the organism in Eukaryota, Metazoa, Platyhelminthes, Cestoda, Cyclophyllidea, Hymenolepididae. The record is from the annotation of a GenBank genome assembly.